Messenger RNA from Lotus japonicus, 1477 nucleotides. RefSeq names its product UPF0496 protein 4-like. The coding region runs from base 328 to 1257 and encodes 309 amino acids. The record is from RefSeq and is a predicted model, not a curated record. The transcript has a single exon. Lineage: Eukaryota; Viridiplantae; Streptophyta; Magnoliopsida; Fabales; Fabaceae.
CUAAGAUAACAACAACAAUUAUGUUAAAAAAAAAAGUAUCACAAUUCAGAUGGUAAUCACAUUUGACCGCCGCCAAAUGCCCACUGUUUAUGAGCUUUCACUUUUCAAUGGCCAAUUUGCACCGGAGUUACAUCAACAAGUUGAUGCUCUUCACCUCUAUCCUGCAACUAUUAAGAUCAAGUCACACACUCAAAAACUCCCACAAAUCAUAGAAACUUGAAGUCAUCAACAUAUAACACCAAACAUUCAAACCUUGCUCUUUGAAUUGUAGUUGUCAACUCACACCCUCAAAAAGUAAUAGAGCUUCUCUUUGUGUUGCAAUUGUCCAUGGUAUUCUUGUUACACAAAUUUGCAAAACUGGAGAAUCAUCACCAUCACCAUGAUCCUCCUCAAUCUGAGGAAUUACAAGCUUCCUUGCAGGCUUUCCGAUCUGAAGUUUCCAAAUUCAUUGAUCAAUUAGCAUUGGAUUUGAAACCCGGAUCAGAGAUCUUGUCCUUGUCAUGGAUUGAAAAAUGCCUUGAGCUCUUAUCCAUCACCAUCAAGGCUCUUGCAAACCUUGCUGUGGAUAUAGAUUACCCAAUGAGUGUAUGGGAGGUUGAUUCUAUUGAAGGGUAUCUCAGCUACAGCUUGUGUUUACUGGAUCUUUUCAAUUCCAUUUCUUCUUCAUUUUCUCGGCUCGAACAGGCUCGCCUCUCGCUUUCUCAUGGCUUGGCCUUAUUGGAGAAGAAUUCACCAUCUUCAGCCACAGGGCAUCAUCUGAAAGCAAUUCAGCCAGGUUGUUUCAGCACCAAGUUUGGUGAAGAAUUUUACACAGAAAGUGAUAAAGCAAGGUUUUUUUCUGGUAAGGAAUGGGUUGUUCAUGAAGCUGUGAAGGAAAUAAAGAGUAUUGGGUUCUGGGUAUGUGGGGUAUUGUUGUCUGGUUUGUGUACUGAUGCUAAGCCAUACAUGGAGCUGAAGAAAAUGGCAGGUGAGUUUGAUGGUUCUUCAAUUCUCACACUUGAUUCCAAAAUAAGUGAAGGGGAAGUGAAGCAAAAUCCAAUCUUGAAGGAGGUGAAAGAGGUAAAUGAUGCUCUUGCUGAACUUCUUGUUGCUUCAGAUGAAGUGAAGCAUGAAGCAACCAAGGAAUUGCAGACAAAGCUGCACGUGUUCGAGAAGCUAUGUGAUGUUGUAAAAGCGAAGGUGGAUGAUGUAUUUUCCAAGGUAAUGGCCCAGAGAACUGAAUUAAUUGAUUGUUUUCAAGUGAGGAAACAAAACUAAAGUUCCAUUGUAUAGAUGAAUAGGUUUAGAUAAUUUGUUGUUUUAAUCGGUAUGAUUAUUGUGAAGUCAUGUAAAUAUCAAAUACUUGUGAUUUCUUUGAACAAUGGUGUUUGUAGUUGAACAGUGUCUAUAAAGAAUAGUCAAGUACAUGAUUCAGAUGAUUACUUCAAUAAACUACUACAUAAAUAUUGACUUGAUAACCUUGCGCAUAAUUGAAAAA